This is a messenger RNA of Clupea harengus (Atlantic herring), 1408 nucleotides long. RefSeq names its product proteasome 26S subunit, non-ATPase 13 (gene psmd13). The record is from RefSeq and is a predicted model, not a curated record. Gene Ontology annotation, molecular function: structural molecule activity. NCBI's taxonomy places the organism in Eukaryota, Metazoa, Chordata, Actinopteri, Clupeiformes, Clupeidae. Gene Ontology annotation, cellular component: proteasome regulatory particle, lid subcomplex; nucleus; cytosol. Gene Ontology annotation, biological process: ubiquitin-dependent protein catabolic process.
AAUUUUCACUAUUGACGCUGGUUACAGGCAACGACUUUAUAGAAAGUGUAAGAUAGCUAGCUAGUGACUUGAAGUGAGAAGCUAACAAUUAAAGUAUCACAAUGAAAGACGUAACCGGAUACCUCAAACAACAGCAAAGCAAUAGUACAACACCAGAACUGGCAACAGAAUGGCACACGCUCGAGGAAUUUCACAACAAAAAGUUGUGGCAUCAAUUGACACUCAAUUUGACAGACUUUGUGAAAGAUCCCUAUUUUGCAUCUGGAGAUGGCCUUAUUCAGCUGUAUGAAAACUUCAUCAGUGAUUUUGAGCACAGAAUCAAUCCACUUUCCUUGGUCGAAAUCAUUCUGUUUGUGGCCGCGCAGAUGACAGAUCCCAACACUGCUAUCACCUUCUUGGAGAAAACAAAGGAAAAGGUUAAGAGCAGUGAUGAAGCAGUCAUCCUGUGUAAGACCACAAUCGGCAGCCUGAAGCUUGAAAUCAGCGACCUCCCCGCAACAAAGAAAAUAAUUGAAGAGGCCGAGGAGAUGCUGAACAACCUGCCAGGUGUGACCUCUGUCCAUGGCCGGUUCUAUGACCUGUCCAGCAAAUACUACCGUAUCAUGGGGACUCAUGCCCUCUACUACAAGGAUGCACUGCGCUACCUGGGUUGUGUUGAUAUCAAAGACCUGCCAGAGGCAGAGCAACAAGAGAGAGCAUUCACAUUAGGACUGGCUGGCCUGUUAGGGGAAGGAGUAUACAACUUUGGAGAAUUGCUCAUGCAUCCUGUUUUGGAAUCUCUGAGGAAUACAGACAAGCAGUGGUUGAUUGACACACUUUUUGCAUUUAAUUGUGGGAAUGUGGACAAGUUUCAGAACUUUAAGUCUGCCUGGGGACAGCAGCCGGACCUAGCAGCCCAAGAGCACAAACUCAUGCAAAAGAUCCAGCUGCUGUGUGUGAUGGAGAUGACUUUCACACGCCCAGCCAACCACAGACAGCUGACCUUCCAUGAAAUCGCCCAGAGUGCCAAGAUCCCUGUGACCGAGGUGGAACUACUGGUUAUGAAGGCCCUGUCUGUUGGGCUGAUUAAGGGAAACAUUGAUGAGGUGGAUCAGAAAGUUCAGAUGACCUGGGUCCAGCCAAGGGUAUUGGAUGUACCGCAGAUUAAAGGCAUGAAAGAUCGUCUGGACUUCUGGUGUGGGGACGUCAAGAAUAUGGCCGUUCUGGUGGAGCAGCAGGCCCAGGAUAUCCUCACCUAAUCUCCACAUCUGCGUGUACACCUAUUCUUCUGUUGCCACAGCUUCCUCAACUUAACCUUUUUUUUUAUUGUUCAUAGAAUGGUUAUCAGUAAUGGAAUUGAAGAUUUCUUUGUAUUUAAUAAAAGUAAGCUGGUCCUUUAAUUUUAUGAUCAAAGGCCGCUGUCCUAAAA